AUGUGGUUGUUUAGAGAAUAUUUUAAUCAAGUUACUCAAUUUUUGAUGGAAAAAUUCAUAAAAAAAGAAUAUUGGAGGAAAAAAGAAAGUGGAAUGAAGUUAUGUUUUUUUUGGAGCCUUACUUUUUUUGUUAUUGGGGUACCAUUGUUGAAUGAUUUUUUUAAUUAUACUUACGGGAUAAUUGGUAUAAAAGAAAAUAGAUUUGGAAUACCAGUAGUUGGUGGAGAAUUGAUAAGACCUAAUCAUGGAAAGAAAGUUAAUAUUACAUUAAAGAAAAGAGUUAAUAGAGAGGUUAAUGAUAUUGAUGAUGAUUAUGAUAAAAAAUGGGGUCAGUAUCAAAAAGUUGAGUUACCACCAUGGAUGGAAGAAGAUUUUUUAAAUUCACUUGAUGAAUCAGAUUAUCUUGGUCCUUUAAAUAAGGAUUAUUCAAAAGACAGAGUAAAGAGAAACUAUUUUAUUGAUCCAACAUCACUUUACAUGGAUGAUGACAAAGAAUCUAAUGAUAAUACUCCAAAAAAUUUUCGUUCUUUAGAUAGACAGGAUAUACCAGUUACAUAUCGACUUCAUAGAGAUUUACUAAGAUUUUAUCGUAAAGGAACAAGACCUGUAACUCAUCCCAAAAAACAAAUAUCUGUUUCAAUGUCAGUUUUUUUAUAUCAAAUUAUUAAACUUGAUGCAGUUAAGAAUACUAUUUCAUUAUCUGGAUCAUUUGAAUUGGUAAGUAUAUAUUUUUAUAUAUUUUAA
Messenger RNA from Strongyloides ratti, 744 nucleotides. RefSeq names its product Neurotransmitter-gated ion-channel ligand-binding domain-containing protein. Bases 1 to 744 code for a protein of 247 amino acids. The record is from RefSeq and is a predicted model, not a curated record. The transcript is spliced from 2 exons. Gene Ontology annotation, biological process: monoatomic ion transport. Lineage: Eukaryota; Metazoa; Nematoda; Chromadorea; Rhabditida; Strongyloididae. Gene Ontology annotation, cellular component: membrane. Gene Ontology annotation, molecular function: extracellular ligand-gated monoatomic ion channel activity.